Molecule: messenger RNA, 501 nt
Organism: Liolophura sinensis
Lineage: Eukaryota; Metazoa; Mollusca; Polyplacophora; Chitonida; Chitonidae
Exons: 3
Coding region: 1-402 (133 amino acids)
Source: RefSeq, a predicted model, not a curated record
AUGGCAGACACGGACGCUUCGGAGAAAGGAGAUAAGAACCAAUCGAAGGAUGGAGAUGAAAAGACAUGUGAAUCUUGUGAGGAAACGGAGAGGAGUGAAAGCAAGAAUCCAUCUACUUUAGAACAGUUUAUCAUGGACAAUUACGCGCAACAGAAGAGCGAAGGUAGGCAUGACGCAACAGCCGAUAUUGACGAUGACAGAACAGCCAACUUUUACGCCCGUGCAAUAGGUGAAAGCAGAAGGAUGUGUCAGGAAGUGGAAAAGUCGAGAGAGAAACUGGAAAAGCUUCAUUCUGAGCUUGGUGCAGACAAAUUAGCAGCAUGGAGAACUGAGCAUGCUGCUGAAGUCCUGCUGCCAGAGGAAGCUGAGAAAAUAGCCAUGGCUGAACAGAUCUAUGCUUGAAAGAAUAGGGUACAUAAAAAUGUACUUUGAGAAAGCUCAUCAAAAACCAUGCUAGAAAAGAAGUUUUAGGAAUUUUGAAAAUGGUUGAUUUUACGGGUG